AUGAAUAUCUCUAAUAUCAAUGAUCUCUCUUAACUUAUAUAAGGAAAGGAAGAGUAGCAUUUCACAUUUCGUAGGCUUGAACAUUAGGAUGUGCCAUAAAUUUAAUCUUUAAUGUCCUAUCAGUUUCUUAAUUAUAAUCCUGCAUUUAAGAUUGUUUAAAUAACCGAACAAGACAUUUAGAGUUGUUUUACAUAAGAGCUUUUUGAUUCGAUAAUUUAAGAGAAACUUUCCUUUGGAGCAUUUAAAUAAGAUGUGCUAGUGUCUGCAUGCUUAACUUACGAUUUAGGAUUUAAUGAUAAUUAAUAGGAUACGCUAGCACUAAAGCCAACCGAAAGAAUGCAAGAAAUUAUCAAUAUGAAUGACUUAUUGUUGGGUAAGUAUGCUGAUAACAGAGAAAUCAAGCUGAAUUAAAUGGCAUAUAUGAGCCAUUUGGCUACAAAAUCUGAUUAUUUUCAUCAAUAAUUAGCAUUAUGCUGUUGCUUUUUAUCAGCUCAAGAAUGUAGUAAGCUUGGCUUUUAAUAAAUGAUCACUGUGGCAGAGCAUGUUGCUACCUAAAAAACAUUUGAGAAAAUUUUUAAAACAAUAGUGGUGAUUAAAGAAAUUACAGAUUUCAAAAAUUAGCCAAUAGUUAUACGUUCCUUUAAUUGUUCAAUUACAUCUUGA
This is a messenger RNA of Paramecium tetraurelia, 663 nucleotides long. RefSeq lists its product as uncharacterized. The transcript is spliced from 2 exons. Lineage: Eukaryota; Ciliophora; Oligohymenophorea; Peniculida; Parameciidae. The record is from RefSeq and is a predicted model, not a curated record.